UCGGACUCGGGAGGAGCGUGCCAGAGGUGAAGAACUGAGCACCACAAAACACCACAGAGCCUUUCCAUCGCCCCAAGAGCCGCGGGGGCGCAAUGAGACCCUCACUCCGGCUGGGGAAGAUAAGCGGAUGUUUCGGUCUAUGAGGACUAAAAUGCGGUCGAAUUAAUAUCCCCACAUAUCCGUGAUUUAAUAAGAACAGAUUUUGCAUUAAUAUGGCCGUCCGCAGCAACACCUUGACGCCUUUUUCCAUCCAAGCUAUUCUGAACAAAAAGGAGGAGAGCCGACAUUUGAAAGAUUUGGACGUGUGCUUCCCAAAGACAACCUGUUGGAAAAUAUUCGGAGAACUGGACACGGCCACGGAGGAUCUGUCGUCUCCGUGUAAAAGUGAGGAGGGGGCAUGUAUAGCCAGCGACCGUAAAAGUUACGACUCCGACUCGGGUCUCAGCGAGGAGAAUGACAGCAAGUCGCUGGCCGUUUGUAAAUCGGAAAAAGUCGACGAUCGCUCGGCUUCAGACGUUCUUGAAGGCAGCAUACAAGACGAAACGGACCACGAGUCUACUGCUGUGGACAAUGCAAAAGGUUUAAGCGACUGUGAGCUUUCCGUAAAUGUAUCUGAUUCCAACAUCCUGGACGAGUCCAGCUGCGAUAAAGGCUCGGAUCAGCCCAAACAGAGGAAGAAACGCUCGAGGGCUGCGUUCUCUCACGCGCAAGUAUUCGAGCUAGAGCGGCGAUUCAACCACCAGAGAUACCUAUCCGGACCUGAGAGGGCCGAUCUGGCGGCCUCCCUGAAGCUGACGGAAACACAGGUCAAAAUAUGGUUCCAGAACCGCAGGUACAAAACCAAACGUCGUCAGAUGGCCGCCGAUUUGUUGGCGUCGGCCCCGGCUGCGAAGAAAGUGGCCGUGAAGGUUUUGGUGCGGGACGACCAGAGACAGUACAACCCAGGAGAACUGCUCAGGCCCCCGCUCCUCUCCCUGCAGCCCCCGUAUUAUUAUCCUUACGCGUACUGUCUCCCAGCGUGGACACUCUCCGCUUGCGCAGCAAAUCAAUGAAAAAGGA
This is a messenger RNA of Megalops cyprinoides (Indo-Pacific tarpon), 1059 nucleotides long. RefSeq names its product NK3 homeobox 2 (gene nkx3-2). The transcript has 2 exons. Bases 213 to 1052 code for a protein of 279 amino acids. Gene Ontology annotation, cellular component: nucleus. The record is from RefSeq and is a predicted model, not a curated record. Gene Ontology annotation, biological process: regulation of transcription by RNA polymerase II; cell differentiation. Gene Ontology annotation, molecular function: DNA-binding transcription factor activity, RNA polymerase II-specific; RNA polymerase II cis-regulatory region sequence-specific DNA binding. NCBI's taxonomy places the organism in Eukaryota, Metazoa, Chordata, Actinopteri, Elopiformes, Megalopidae.